AUGUGUGACAUAGUCGAUCCGUACGAACCGUCACCUCAUGAAAUUACUCGUUCUAAUUGGCGAGAAUUUCGUGGUAACAAACAAUAUUGUAAAGCCUAUAAAGAUUUCUUCGAGCAAGAACUGACUGCAAGUGGAGACAAUUGGAGAAAGAAAUUUCUGGAUUUAUUGUUAGAAGAUAAAGCGGAACCGAUGAUCAACAGUGUCGUUUGUGGUUUGUUACAUCCUUUGAUACAUAUUGGCUAUGCAUUCGAAUUAGAUAGUUCAAUAGUAGCUAUUGAAGCGUUGACACAAACUGCUGUGUGUGAUACUCUACUCCACAAAGUGAUCGAUCACUUGAAACCACCUAAAUUGGGUUCAAAAUCGGUCAUAGAAGUGUUUCAAGAUAUUCAUUCAGAUGAUCGAUUAUCGAUUGAUGAUACAACACCAAUAUUCGAUAAAAUAAAACUGGUUGUAGAAAAUCUGAACGAUCUUGUCCUAUAUCAUUAUGAUCAAUGGAAGAUUAAUGAAAACAAUCUUGAAAAAACAAUUGAGGAUAUGUUCGAUUUUAGUGUUUAUAUUUAUGGUGCUACCCACAAAUCCGAUAAGGCUCGAUUCGAUUUCUUGUUCCUUCAUUUGCUCACUGGAAUGCACGCCAUUCGUGUGAUAUAUCCACAUUUCGACGAUCAAAAAGUGGCCGAACACAUUCUUCUCCAAUUUUUCUAUUUUGCUUGUGUUCUCUACAUUGCUAAUGCUCGACCAAAAAUUAAUAAAAAACUAAUCGAUGAUUAUGAAGUUGACAAUAGCAAAAACAAUUGGGACUAUGUAAUCGAUCGAACAUUAAAUUCAAGUUUAGCUGAAAUUAUGCAUUUGGUGAAAGUUGUGCAUUCGUUGAGAGCUGCAGAAGCUGCUUAUGGUGUCAAAAAUGGACUUUAUUUGAAAACGGCUGUGAAAACUGUAGACAAUCUUAAUGUGGAUGAUCCAUGGGUUGGAGCGUCAGACAAUCCUCAACAUUUGAUAUCACUUAAAAAUCAAUAG
Messenger RNA from Rotaria sp. Silwood1, 1014 nucleotides. NCBI's taxonomy places the organism in Eukaryota, Metazoa, Rotifera, Eurotatoria, Philodinida, Philodinidae. The record is from the annotation of a GenBank genome assembly.